Messenger RNA from Abrus precatorius (Indian licorice), 543 nucleotides. RefSeq names its product zinc finger protein ZAT11-like. The record is from RefSeq and is a predicted model, not a curated record. Bases 7 to 543 code for a protein of 178 amino acids. Gene Ontology annotation, biological process: response to stress; response to chitin. Lineage: Eukaryota; Viridiplantae; Streptophyta; Magnoliopsida; Fabales; Fabaceae. The transcript has a single exon.
GUGAUCAUGAAGAGAGAAAGACAAGUUGAUAGCAUAACCAUGGCCAACUACUUGAUGUUGCUAUCUCGUGGAGGAGAAUUUGAGAGUAACAACUACUACAACUCUUCCAACAAUCGUGUCUUUGAGUGUAAGACAUGUAACCGACAAUUCCCAUCAUUUCAGGCAUUGGGUGGCCACCGUGCAAGCCACAAGAAGCCAAGGUUAUUGGGAGAGGGUGAUAACCAACAAUUGCUUCUUGAUUCACCACCCAAGCCUAAAACACAUGAAUGUUCAAUUUGUGGAUUGGAAUUUGCUAUAGGACAAGCUUUGGGAGGCCACAUGAGGAGACACAGAACAGCAGCUUCAAAUGGAAACAUGCAAACUUCUUUGAUGACUAUGAGAAGUGGUAGCAGUGUUCAUACUUCACCAAAAAACACCAACAAGCUGGUUAACAACAGCAAGAGAAAUCUGUUUCCUGAUUUGAAUUUGACUCCUUUAGAGAAUGAUUUGGAGUUUUUGAAGAUUGGUCCGCAUGCAACUCCUUUAGUUCGUUGUUUCAAUUGA